Aspergillus japonicus CBS 114.51 is the source of this 1386-nucleotide messenger RNA. Its product is annotated as cytochrome P450. The coding region runs from base 1 to 1386 and encodes 461 amino acids. The transcript has 2 exons. The record is from RefSeq and is a predicted model, not a curated record. NCBI's taxonomy places the organism in Eukaryota, Fungi, Ascomycota, Eurotiomycetes, Eurotiales, Aspergillaceae. Gene Ontology annotation, molecular function: oxidoreductase activity, acting on paired donors, with incorporation or reduction of molecular oxygen, reduced flavin or flavoprotein as one donor, and incorporation of one atom of oxygen; iron ion binding; heme binding.
AUGUACCCGCACAAGGACCGGAUUUUCGGUCUUGACUUUGUCUAUCAGAAUGUGACUACCUUCCGUCGCCACAAGUACCUGGAGACCCUGAAGAACCGAUACCAAACCUUGGGGACCACCUACGGGGUGCGUGUCUUUAACCGUCGAGGCAUUCUCACGUCCGACCCCGAAAACAUCAAGACAAUCUUGUCGACGCGAUUCAAAGACUACUCCCUUGGCAAUCGUGUCCCUAUUAUGGGCCCGCUGCUGGGACGCGGGAUAUUUGUCAGUGACGGGCAGGACUGGUCGCACUCGCGGGCUUUGCUCCGCCCCAACUUCGUCAAGGAGCAGGUGGCCGACCUGCAGAUGAUCGAGACGCAUCUGGCGCAGCUGCUGAAGCUCAUCCCAUCUGACGGCCGAACCGUCGUCGAGCUGCAAGACCUCUUUCUCCGGUUCACUUUGGACUCAGCGACCGACUUCCUCUUCGGCCACUCUCUCCAUACCCUCAGCCGCGGGACAGCCAAAGACCAGCAAUUCGGGCAGGCCUUCGCCCUUGCACUGGACGACAUUGCCCUCCAAUUCCGCCUGGGUCCAUGGCGCGCGCUUCGCCGACCCAACAAGGAUGCGCUGGCAGCGUAUGAAAUCUGCCGAGGAUAUGUGGAAGGCUUUGUGGCGGAUGCCAUGGCCUAUCGCCACGGGAAAGCCAGUUCGACUGGUGACAAAAACACCUCGGACCGUAGCUAUUUCCUGAAGGAGCUGGCACAAGCCACCGACGACCGGGAUCGGAUCCGCGAUGAAUUGCUGAACAUCCUGAUCGCCGGUCGAGACACCACGGCGAGUCUGCUGGGGAGUCUUUUUUACGUGCUCGCCCGCCACCCCGAGGUGUGGCAGAAGCUCCGCAGUGAGGCCGCGACUCAAUUGCAGGGGGCAGCUCCGAACUACGAGCAACUCCGUAAUCUCCAGUACACGCGGCACUGCAUCAAUGAGACCCUGCGGUUGUAUCCGCCCGUCCCCAGCAAUACGAAGAUGGCUGUCUGUGACACGAUCCUUCCGCGGGGCGGGGGCCCCAAGGGGGAUGCCCCUGUGUUUGUCCCCAAGGGUUGCACCAUGAUCUACACGGUGUAUGCCAUGCAUCGUCGGACAGAUCUAUUCGGCCCCGACGCUGAGGAAUUCCGCCCUGAACGUUGGGCCACGCAAAGAUUCUCCUGGGAAUUCCUCCCUUUCAACGGGGGGCCGCGAAUUUGUCUUGGGCAACAAUAUGCGUUGACGGAGGCGAUGUACGUCCUGGUCCGGUUCGCGCAAACAUUCCAGACGAUCGAGGCCCAGGAUCCUGCUCCCUGGACCGAGCAGCUUACUCUCACCCUUGCAUCUAGUAAUGGCGUGAAGGUUAGAUUGAAGGGGGCCUGA